UUUCAUUUUCAUUUUCCUCAUUAUUGAUGCCGCGGCAGCCUGCGACAUCCAGUUCAUCGCAUUUAAUUCCUCGUUCGUCAAAUGGCUCAGCUGUACGCUCUAAACGCAAGGCAGCUCGACGGCGUGCGAAGGAACAGAAAGAGGAUGAAUCCGAGACAUCGGACUCUGACGACUCGUAUCAAGAAGAUGUUGACUCUGGUGACGACUACACAGAGGAUAGCGCAAAUCCACCCAAAUUACGCAAAGUUUCAAGUAAUCUUGCUGUCGUCUCAUCGAAAUCCACCCAGCAUCCUACAUUGCCUAAAGCCGGUCCUUGGCAUCCCGAUUAUGUGCUGAGCAAGGGCGGCAUUGCUGAAAUGAAGAAUAGAAAAUGCCUGAACAUAUCUCCUAGAUAUGGAAAGGACAACUUCUGGCCACGGUCAGCAGGCCUCAGAGAGCUAAUCCAAAAUAUGUUUGAUGGCACAUUGGCCGCUCUCAGGGCCAAGCCUAGCUGUCAGGCAUGUACUGCAAAGAAUAUCGAAGUUCGCCAUAUCUUUCCGCCGGCCGGUAUCUGGCGCUUCCCUAUACAACUUUGUCGAGUGCCGAUUGGUCAAAAGUUGACUUUUGAACUCCACUAUAAGCCGUCAUCGUCAAAACGCGGGAGGGAGACUGGUUCACCGCCUCUAGGAUGGGUUAGUUUCAAAGCGUCGAGUCAUGGGAAAUGCCAGUUGGAGUUGUACAAUGAGGGUGAACCCCUGGGUUUCGGUUGCAUGGCGUUUGGGUUUUCCUCAAAAGCCGGAAAGUCCGAUUUCAUUGGGCAACACGGAGAUGGCAUGAAGAUGGGUGUCAAUGCCAUCAUCCGUCCAGAAGGUUUGACCCAUCCACCGGAAGUAUUCUAUGUCACGGCGCAUCAAACUGAGUCGAAGAAGCCGAAUGUUCAUGGCGUUCUCACUCAGGUCAUCGGAUUCCCACAGAAGAGUGUCCAAUUUGACGACUUCCUGUUUCUUCGACCUGCAGUUGACACAUUAGAAGGAUUUGAGACCAAGUUUCGUGGACGUCGUGAGCGGGUGGGCUCCAUCCUUCUUGAUGAACGAUUACGACAUCACAUAUUCGCAAAAGGCGUGUUUGUACAAAAACGAGCAGGUCGCAAGUUCGGUCUAUAUUACGGAAUCGAUAUCUGGCAAGAUGUCGAAAUUAGUAGGGAUCGCGUUGGAUUGCAAGAUGAUGGACAGUGCUCCGAUGCUGCAUUCAGCAUAUGGAGGUCGCUUUUUCAAGGCUCGGAGCGCGCUCGACAGCUCUACAUCGACCUGUUGAUUAAUCACGAUUCUUGCCUCGAGACCCGCUAUAUCGUGCAGCAGUUUGAAGAGGUUGACGCGCAGCUUCUUUUCGGCCAGCUUCAAAAAGAUAAGGGUGAUGAUCUCUUUUUCUACCACGCUGAGGAUGCUGGAGAAUCUGUUCGUAUCAUCGAGCAGGUCCUCAAGAAGAAACUUGAUUCCAAGGGAGUUUUGUGA
This is a messenger RNA of Desarmillaria tabescens, 1490 nucleotides long. RefSeq lists its product as uncharacterized. The record is from RefSeq and is a predicted model, not a curated record. Lineage: Eukaryota; Fungi; Basidiomycota; Agaricomycetes; Agaricales; Physalacriaceae. The coding region runs from base 27 to 1490 and encodes 487 amino acids. The transcript has 4 exons.